Molecule: messenger RNA, 5322 nt
Organism: Sipha flava (yellow sugarcane aphid)
Lineage: Eukaryota; Metazoa; Arthropoda; Insecta; Hemiptera; Aphididae
Gene: Mcr
Product: CD109 antigen
Exons: 29
Coding region: 319-5196 (1625 amino acids)
Cellular component (GO): extracellular region
Molecular function (GO): endopeptidase inhibitor activity; protein binding
Source: RefSeq, a predicted model, not a curated record
CGCUAAUCAUCUAGCGCGAUCUUUCAGCCAUCAAUAUCAGGGCGGUGAGGUUGAAGGGGUAAUCGUGGUAGAGUUCGCUGUAACGGGUUUCGAAUACUCGUUACCGACCACUAACAGCAGUAAGGCGGGGCCAGCGUGGAAUAACUUCACGUAGAUUACAUCGAAAACCGUAGCAGUCACCGUCACCGACUUUCCUGAAGUUCUACUUUCGUUGUCAUUCGAAAAUCUGCGUGCGAAAACUCGAAAUCAGAUCUGAGUAGUUAGAAAUUAUGCUGAACGUAUGAUCAUCGUGCGCGUUUAAAUUUCAGUUUUCCAAAAAUGAUGUCUAUAAUAUUCAUUUUGUUCCUUAAGUUAUGUUUGGCACAAGAAUAUCCAACAUAUUUAGUUGCUCAAGAAAAUGAUUAUUCACGAACGACAAAAUUACAAAAUGAUAAGUCUUUCAACAACGUAUAUGAUUGGAAAAAUAAUUUUGAUAAUAAUGUCAUUAUCCCUGAUGCAAAUUAUUUCAUUAUUGCAAGUCGAAUGGUUAGACCAGGUCAAGUUUACAGGGUGUCUGUUACUGUUUAUAAAGCUAAAAAACCAAUAUCUGUUAGGGCUUCAAUUCAAAGAAAUGGUGUUGAAUUAUCUUCUGAUAUUAGUGUAAUUAAAGAAGGAAUUCAAGAAGCAUUAUUAUUAUUGGUUCCAACUACUAGUAUUCCUGGUGAAUAUAAAUUAAAAGUAGAAGGAUUGUAUGAUGGUGUUAUUGGUGGAUAUGCAUUUAAAAAUGAAACUCGAUUAAAUUUUUCACAACGAUCAAUGACAAUUUUUAUACAAACUGAUAAACCAAUUUACAAACAAUCAGAAAUUGUUUAUUUUCGAGCAAUUCCAAUCAAUACAGAGCUAAAAGCUUUUGACAGUGCUGUUGAUGUAUACAUCUUAGACCCCAAUCGUCAUAUUAUGAGGCGUUGGCUUUCAAGACAAUCAAAUUUUGGAUGUGUAAGUUUAAAUUAUGAAAUGUCUGAUCAACCUGUUUUUGGAGAUUGGACAAUUCAGGUUGUAGCUCAGGGUCAGAUUGAAGAAGUCACAUUUUUAGUAGAAGAAUAUUAUCAAACACGGUUUGAGGUUAAUGUGACAAUGCCGGCUUAUUUCCUGGAUUCAGAUAAAUAUUUAACUGGUUAUGUAAUGGCAAAUUACACCAAUGGUGGUCCUGUUAAAGGAAAUCUUACUUUAAAAGCAACAAUAAGACCUCUGAAAAAUGGAUUUAAAAAUUAUGAUGGUACAGUAGUUGAAAAAUAUUUGAGUUUUGAUGAGUCAUAUCCUUCUUGGUUUCCUAAACAAUCUGAAUACUCAAGAAUAAAUCAAAUACCUCAUAAACAAUGGUUUUAUGGUGUUUAUAAAUUCAAAUAUCCUUUAAGUGAAUUACAGCAAUUAGUACCUACUUUAGAAGAAACUGAGGUUACUAUAACAGCAACUGUAGGAGAGAGAUAUUUAAAUGAAGUUAUUGAAGGCUAUUCAACUGCUAGAUUUUUCAAUUCUUCUGUUAGAGUUGCUUUUUUAGGUGGUUCACCACAAGUUUUUAAACCUGCUAUGCCAUUUACUGUGUAUAUAACAGUUUCUCAUCAUGAUGGAUCACCUUUGGAUAGGUACAGGUUAUUAUUAGGUCGUUUAGAUAUGUCUGCUGAAGUGGUAAUGAAAUCUGGUGGACGCAAAACUAUUGAAAUGAGAACGGUGAAAAUGUCAACUCAGCAUGAAGGAGUAUUUGAAAUGAAAUUAUAUUUGCGUACAGAAUUAGGUCUUGAUAAAGAUAAACGUGCUUCAGAAAUAUUAAAAGAUAUUGAAUCAAUGAAAAUUCUAGCAUCAUUUAAAGACAUGUAUGGUGAAAGAUCAAAUACAGAAUUACUUUUACUUACACAUUAUUCACCUAGUCAACAUCAUCUUAAAGUUUGGACUUCAACUAAAGAUGCUAAGGUUGGACAGUUUAUAGUGUUUCAUGUACAAAGCAAUUACUAUUUAGAGUCUUUUGAUUAUAUCUUGCUCUCAAAAGGUAUAAUAUUAUUAACUGGCCAAGAAGUAACACAUGCAUCAACCAUUUGUACAUUUGCUGUUACUCUAUCUGCUGAAAUGGCACCUGCUGCAACUAUUCUUGUAUACCAUGUUGGUAAAUUUGGAGAUGUAGUAGCUGAUAGUUUAACUUUUCCAGUGAAUGGAAUAUCACGAAAUAAUUUCACUGUUUUUAUUAACAAUCAAAAAAGCAGAAGUGGCGAAAGUGUUGAAGUAGCAAUAUAUGGUGAACCUGGAGCAUAUGUUGGAUUAUCAGGUUUAGAUUAUCCUUUCUACGGUCUACAAGCAGGAAAUGAAUUAACAUAUGCCAAGGUUUUAACUAAAAUGGAAAGAUUUGACGAGGAUACAAAUGGUACAAUCAUGCAUACAUGGUUAUCUCAUGAAGGUUCUCCUGACGAAAUAGUUUAUUUUCCAUCAUCUACUUUUGGAAUAGAUGCUAAUCGUACGUUUGAAUUUGCUGGCGUAGUUGUAUUUACUGAUGUGGUUUUACCUCGGCGAAUGACUUUAUGCAACCAAACUCUAGGGUAUGCUGAAUGCCUUAGUGGUCGCUGUUACUUGGCUAAUAAGAAAUGUGAUGGACAUUUUGAUUGUGAUGAUGGCACUGAUGAAGCUCUAUGUCUAUUAUAUAAUCAUACAGAUUUUAAUAACUUUCGAAAGUUUCGUUACAAUCAUCUUCAAAGACACUAUGAUAAUGUAUGGAUGUGGCAAGAUAUUAAUAUCGGUCCUCAUGGACGGUAUGUAUUUGAAUUAAAAGUCCCCCAUCGACCUGCACACUGGAUGAUAACUGCAUUUAGUUUAAGUCCUACAAAAGGAUUUGGCAUGAUCAAAAAGCCCAUUGAAUAUGUUGGAGUGUUACCGUUUUUUAUGAAUGUUGAAAUGCCUACUCAUUGUAAACAAGGUGAACAGAUUGGAAUUCGUGUAACUGUUUUUAACUACAUGUGUAGUAGUGUUGAGGCUGUAGUUGUUUUAUCUGGAUCUGAAUCUUAUAAAUUUGUUCAUGUUGAAGAAAAUGGAAUAGUAAAUUCUUAUAACCCAAGAACAUCUCAUGGUGAUCAUCAAUUUUUUAUUUAUAUCAAAGCACAAGAUGCAGAAACUGUUUACUUACCUGUCGUUCCUACUAAACUUGGUGAUAUUAGUAUAAAUAUUGAAGCUACUACACUAAUAGCUAGUGAUCGUGUUACAAGAAAUGUUCAUGUUGAAUCUGAUGGAGUGCCUCAAUAUAGACAUCAGUCAAUGAUUUUAGAUCUUAGUAACAGAGCUUAUGUUUUUCAAUAUUUGCAUGUAAAUGUUACUGAAACACCUAUUAUACCAUAUAGCAUUGAUCGUUAUUAUGUUUAUGGGUCAAACAAAGCUCAUGUUUCAUUAGUUGGAGAUGUUGUUGGACCCAUUUUUCCCACAAUGCCAGUUAAUGCAACAUCUUUACUUAAUUUGCCUAUGGAUGCUGCUGAACAAACAAUGUUUAGUUUUGCUGCUAAUUUAUAUACAACAAUUUAUAUGAGAUAUGCAAAUCAGCAAAAUAGAAUAUUAGAAAAGCAAUCAUUCUAUCAUUUAAAUAUUGGAUAUCAACGUAUGUUGUCAUUUAUGAACAAAGAUGGAUCAUUUAGUCUUUUCAGGAGUGAUUGGAAUAUGUCUUAUCCAAGUGUUUGGUUGACCUCAUAUUGUGCCAGGGUAUUUCAAGAAGCAAACUUUUAUGAAUGGGAAAAUUUUAUAUUUAUUGAUCCACAGGUAAUUUCAAAGGCUUUAAUGUGGGUGUUAGCUCAUCAAACUGAAGAAGGUUCUUUUUAUGAUGUAUCAUGGUUCCCUGACCGUAAGGUAAACAGUUCCAUACAUAAAUCAAUACUCUUUGGAACUAAUAGACAGCAGAGAUUUUCAAAUAUAUCAUUAACAGCCCAAGUACUCAUAACAUUAAUUAGUGCAAAAGAUCUUUCUGGGGGGCUAGGCUCAAAAAUAGCUCAAGGAGAGAGUCGAGCUGUAAAAUAUUUGGAGAAAAAUAUGAAUUUAUUAAAUAUGACUGGUGAACCGUAUGAAAUUGCUCUUGUUGCAUAUGCACUUAUGUUAACUAAAUCAUCAUUUGCUGAAUAUGCAUUCAGUUUAUUAGCUAAACAUUCUAGGAAAGAAGGUGGAUUAAUGUACUGGGGUAAAGAUUUUGUACCUUUGCCACCAACAAAAAUGGAGAAUCAGAAACCAUUUUUGUUACCACGUCUUCCAUAUAAAUAUGAUUCUAUUAACAUAGAAACAACCGCAUAUGCAUUACUUGUUUAUGUGGCUAGAAAAGAACCAUUUGUUGAUGAUAUUGUCAAAUGGUUGAAUUCUCAAAGACUUACUGAUGGUGGUUGGGCCUCUACACAAGAUACUGCUAUUGCUAUGAAAGCUCUGAUUGAGUAUACAAAUAGAAACAGACUUAGAGAUGUGUUUACACUAACUGUCACUGUUGAAGCUACUGCUCUUUCUGGAAAAACCAGAACAUUAAAAAUUAAUAGCCAUAAUAUAGCUCAAUUACAAAGAAUAGAGAUCCCACAAGCUUGGGGUACUGUCAAAGUACAAGCUAAAGGAUCAGGGUAUGCAAUUUUACAAAUGUCUGUCCAAUACAAUGUUGAUGUUGCAAAAUUCCAAACGGCACCUCCAGAAUUAGCUUUUGGACUAGUAACAAGAGCAGAUUUUCAUGGUCGCAAUCAAUCUCAUAUUACUUACCGCAGUUGUCAAAAGUGGACUUACCUUGAAGAGUCUCCUCGGUCUGGAAUGGCCGUUUUGGAUAUUGCUAUUCCGACAGGAUAUAUAAUACAACAACAAAGUUUAGAUGCUUAUGUAUUGCAAAGAAUAGUUCCAAAUUUACAAAGGGCUCGAUUUUUACCAGGAAAACUGUUAUUUUAUUUUGAUUAUUUGGAUGACUCUGAAACAUGUGUAAAAUUUACUAUAGAGAGAUGGUAUCCUGUAGCUAAUAUGUCCCGUUAUCUUCCUAUUCGUGUUUAUGAUUAUUAUGCUCCAGAAAGAUUUAAUGAAACAAUAUUUGAUGCUUUACCAACAUAUUUGUUGAAUAUUUGUGAAGUAUGUGGUAGUAGUCAAUGUCCUUACUGUCCUAUAUUCAACAGCGCUUUCCAACUAUCUAUACCAGUUACAUUAAUUUCUGUUGUCAUGCUUAUUAUAGCUUACAUUUAAAACAAACAAAAUUGUACGACUUAAUAUUGUUAUUAAGUAUGGGUUUUAAUUCAAAACUGUAGUAUUAAUUUAGUGUACUCUAAAGACUCGAUUUUAAAAGAUUUAAUAAGUAAUUCCAAGACUGGC